AGGAUGUCGUUCUGAAGCUCUGUGACUUUGGCACUGCCACGGUCUUAACGGACCAGAGGCCCAGGUCGUUGGUCAACAUUGGCACUCUCUCUUACACUGCUCCGGAGGUUUACCAGCGCAAAGGAGCUGACCUCCCUGCAGACAUAUGGUCUUUGGGUGUCGUUCUGUAUGUUAUACUGACCGGCACAAACCCGUUCCGCAAUUCGAAAGAUGCCACCAAGCAGGAAACAGUGAGAAAGAUCAAAGCUGGGAUGUUUGCAACACAGCGUCCUGGCUGGCUGAAAGUCUCUCCUGGAGGUCAAGACAUUGUGAGGAAACUCCUGGUCCUACCCGAGGACCAGCGCCUUACUUGCAGCCAGGCUUUGCAACAUGCCUGGGUGGCUGGAGCUAAACAGACGUUUGGGAAUGCUGAAGCUCGGGCUUUGGCCGUCACUGUGGUGCGAGUCUUGCAACAAAUGCUCAAAUUGCAGCUGCCACAGAGGAAUGCUCUGUUUGCAUGCGCGAUGGGUGCCACAGAGGCAAACCUUCCGCAGCCUUCUGCCUGGCGGUCACUCUUUCUCUUGCUGGAUGCAGACAAUGAUGGACGACUCAGCAUUGAAGAGUGUACUGUGGGUCUGCGGAGGCUCGCCGGCGCCGAGGUGACGUAUGAGCAUUUGAGGAUGGCGGUUAAGGCGUGCGACCUUGAUGGCAACGGUGUUUUGGACUGGGCUGAGUGGCUUUGCAUUGGUUUGCUGACCGUGACCAAGCUGGCAGAGGCAGGGUUGGUGGUCGAGCUUGCUCAAAGGCUCCUCAGCAGGAUGUGCACUACGGGCCAAAGUGAGGUUGUGCUGGAAAUUUGGAAGACAGCACAGCAAUUGUCUUCAGACAAGGAAGUCAGAGGGGUGCCCCUCUCCUUGAACGACUUGUGCUUGGUGCUCCACAGUUGCCAGGAAGCCAUGAUCUAAUGUCAAUGUUUCCUCUUGGUUUCACGUUGCCAACGCUUUGCACAUAGCUUAGGAGGUGUUUCAUGAGACAGGAGUUCUCCAAUCCGACAAAGUCGGCCAGAACACUGUCAGCUCCAGGCCAUCUCUUGGAUGACUUGAGUGGUGGCCAUGGCUGUCACAUUGGUACCAGUAUGUACCAGUCAUUGUUCAACCAGUCUUUUGCUUUCCAAUCUUUCCAGCUUCGGUUAACACCAUGUUGAAACUAUCCACAAGUACCGUCACGUAGCCCAUUCGUCUGAUUUCUAUUCUCGGGUAGCUUCAAAGCUUGAGAGUCCAACCAAACGUCCAUGCAGAAGUCAAUGCCUGGGCUGGUGAUGGCAUUUGCGCUGGUGUUUGUGCCGUUGUUU
Cladocopium goreaui is the source of this 1330-nucleotide messenger RNA. The record is from the annotation of a GenBank genome assembly. Lineage: Eukaryota; Dinophyceae; Suessiales; Symbiodiniaceae.